Molecule: messenger RNA, 7538 nt
Organism: Haliotis rufescens (red abalone)
Lineage: Eukaryota; Metazoa; Mollusca; Gastropoda; Lepetellida; Haliotidae
Product: long-chain-fatty-acid--CoA ligase 5-like
Exons: 22
Coding region: 274-2325 (683 amino acids)
Biological process (GO): long-chain fatty acid metabolic process
Cellular component (GO): membrane; endoplasmic reticulum
Molecular function (GO): long-chain fatty acid-CoA ligase activity
Source: RefSeq, a predicted model, not a curated record
CAGAGUGAUUUAGAGAGUGACGUAGGUUGCUCCUUGGUGGUCAAAGUUCAUACCUCACCUGUGGCCAGGGAGCGUACUCUGGUACCUGGUGGUCAUUCAGCUACCUGGAGGUAGAGGUGGAUUUCUGACAUGCUCACACCUUCUGCCUGGUGCCUUUAACACAAACAGACGGAACUGUAAACAGACUGCCUAACAUUGGGGAUAGGUCGUGCUUGGUUGGUGAUUUAUUGUGCUAAUAUUGAGUAGAGUGCCACAGUAAAUCAGAAAGACUGUAUGCCGAUGACGAGUCUGGACUACCUGAAGUUGGCAGGGGCCGGUGCCGUCACUGUCGGUGCCCUGGCCACAGCUGCUGUCUACUACACUCGACCAGACCAUGUCAAGUUUGCAGUGGAUAUGGACAAACAGUCCGCGGAAAUACCCGGCAAAGAUCGUGCUCGUAUCUCCCGCCUGUGUAAAGAUGGUAAGCUGCUCGAGUACAAGACUGAAGAUGCCAAAACCCUGCAUGAGGUGUUCAAGAGAGGAGCAAGACUCUCCAAUAAUGGCCCGUGUCUCGGAUGGAAGCCCUCACCUACAGAGCCGUACAAGUGGAUCAACUAUGAUGAAGUGCUACAACGAGCAGCUAACCUAGGUGCAGGACUCAUCAAGCUUGGCCUCUCACCCAAAAAUAGCACCAAUGUUGGAAUCUACUCCCAGAACAAACCCGAGUAUGUGAUAUUUGAGCAGGCCUGUUACACAUAUUCCAUGGUGGGCGUGCCACUGUACGACACUCUGGGUGUCGAGGCCUGCAACUUCAUCAUCAACCAAGCUGAAAUAAGUGCAGUACUCUGUGAUACAAACAAGAAAGUUAGCAACUUGUUAGAUCGUUACAAAGAAACAAAGAACAUCCGGCACAUCAUCGUGAUGGAGGAAAUGAAUGGUGAGAUGCAGACCAAGGCCACCUCCCUGGGAGUCAAGCUACAUCAGUUGGCAGAUGUAGAGAAAUUGGGCCAAGAUAACCCUCAAACACCAAAGCCUGCGACCCCAGAUGACCUGUGCAUCAUAUGCUACACCAGUGGAACCACAGGUCUCCCGAAGGGUGCUAUGUUGACACACAGAGGUGUGGUGUCUAUAGUGGUUGCUUGUGAAACGCAGCUGGACGCGUCUGACUUGGUGAUUCAGACAACGGAUGUCUUGAUCUCGUACCUGCCGCUAGCUCAUUCUUACGAACGACUGUUAGAGGUCUACAUCUAUUUGCAUGGAGCUCGGGUGGGCUUCUUCCAGGGGGAUGUGAGGAAGCUGAUGGACGACAUCAAGGAACUUCAGCCCACCAUCUUCCCGACAGUGCCAAGACUGCUCAACAGGUUCUAUGAUAAGGUGAUGUCAGGAGUUAACUCAAGUCCUGUCAAGAAGUUCCUGUUCAACAUUGCUCUGGCAGAAAAGGAGAAGGAACUGAAAAGGGGUGUGAUCCGGAGGUCGAGUAUCUGGGAUCAGUUGAUGUUCCGGAAGGUUCAGGAUGCGCUCGGGGGCAAGGUCAAACUCAUCGUCACAGGCUCUGCACCAUUGUCCGCUAAAGUCCUCGGCUUUCUCAGAUGUUGUGUUGGAUGUCCGAUCUUGGAGGGCUAUGGGCAGACAGAAUGUUCAGCUAUUGCCACGUUACAGAUAGUUGGGGAUCAUCUCACAGGUAAUGUUGGACCGCCGUUGACGUGCAACCAGAUCAAACUGGCAGAUGUUGCUGAAAUGGAGUACUACUCUGGCAGCAACAAGGGGGAGGUUUGCAUCCGAGGCCCCAAUGUAUUCCGGGGAUAUCUGAAAGAUCCAGUAAAGACCAAGGAUGCCCUGGACAGUGAAGGCUGGCUACACACAGGGGACAUUGGAGAGUGGCUGCCCAACGGAGCACUGAAAAUCAUUGACAGAAAGAAGCACAUUUUCAAACUAGCUCAGGGAGAAUACAUUGCUCCAGAAAAGAUUGAAAAUGUUUACAUUCGCUGUUCGUUAGUUGCACAAGUCUUCAUCCAUGGAGACAGUUUACAGUCGUGUCUUGUGGGUGUGGUUGUGCCUGACCCAGACAUGCUGCCCAAGUAUGCAGCAGACAAACUGAAACUCAGACAGUCUAUUGAAGACCUGGCCAGGAAUGCUGAGGUGAAGAAGGUGAUUCUGGCAGAUCUGCUGGAGGUGGGGAAGAAGGCAGGGCUCUCCUCACUGGAACAGGUGAAGGACAUCUAUGUGUAUCCCGAGAUGUUUUCAGUAGAGAACGGUUUGCUCACGCCCACAUUCAAAGCCAAGAGGCAGGAGCUGAAGCGGUACUUUGACUCCCAGAUCAAGGCGAUGUACACCAAGUUAUCCUGAGAAAAACAAUCAAAUUCAUCCAUUCCGUUUAUGAACACUAACAUAACAUGACAAAAUUAAUGUGUGAUAUACAUGCUUGAUGAAGAUGACCACAGAUGAUAGACAGAGACAAGACACCAGGAAGAUACACAUUUGAAGACCUGUUAUUUGAUAUUAUUUUGCAACUUUGAAAUGGUUCCCUUUGUAUGAUGCUUUCAAAAUUUGAUCAAAGUUAAGGUUUAUGCUGAGGGCGUUCUGGGGGCUUGAAGCGCUGGGUGUAAUUUGAAGUUUUUACAGUGUGCAUAUAGGAUUGGUAUCAAAGCAAGCUUGGCACCAUCUGCCUGGAUGACAGCAUUGUGUUGUAACCAUGAAAAAUGGAACCAUGGAUCUAGCUUGUUGUCAUGGUAGCCAUAACCAUGGUUACAGUGGAUGGGCUGAGUUAACAGAAGGCAGGAGGAUGAAGAUUUGGAUUUCUUUUUCAGUCAAUCGCUACAAAAAUAUUUGGGAAGAGAAUGCAUGGUAUUUAAAAGCAUGUUCCGGUAUUGUUUAAUAGAAGAUCUCUUCAGCAUGGCAUUAUUUAACUUAUUAUUAAGUUUCUUGUAUCACAGUAUUUUGUUCUUUUUGAGGAAUUAAACAAAUGAUCACAUCUGUAUGUUUUCCUGCCCACUGUUAAAUACGUGCAAUGCAGGACUGCAACAUCAUUCUUUAGUCUUGUCAUGGUAUUCCAUUGUUAGUUGUUACAUGAAAAUAUUCUAAUUUAUUGACCAAGUUGGUUAAUGAGGUGUGCAAGAUGAGUGACAGAGUGACUUUGCUAGUGUGCCUGUGCUGUGGUGUGAACCUCACAUCUCGACCAACCUUUUACAGAGCUAAGUAUCAAUCUCAUCAAAAUCAGGUCCUUUACUCUCAUAUGAUACCUGUCUGCUUCACAAAUCCUCCAUAGAAGGUCGCUUCUGUUGAACCCUUUGAGACUUUUGACGUCCAAUCUAAAUGGGUCCUUGAGCCAAUCGUAUGUCAGCUAUCUAAACUGAUUUUAACCUCAAUUCAGAAUUGUUUAUUUUAACAAAAGAAAACCCACACAAGGACACAAAUAAUCCUUUUGUUGGUGCUCCCUUUUGGAUGUAGAUGUCUUGGUACUCAGAAACAACAGUGUGUAUUAAAUAUCCACAGUGUAACAGCAUGACUUUUAUUAUUUACAUUCAGAACUGUUCGUUUAACUUUGUUUAUGAGAUACAGAUAUCAGAUAUGCUUUUGUAAAUACUUUACUCACUCAUACUGACAAUUCGAAGCCCUAAAAGUUCACCUGAAGCAACAUCUUUUGGAGGGUUUGUCAGAUAAAAGAUCUGAUUUCAAUGAGAUGGAGUUAAGCAUGAGCUGGCCACAAACCAGCUGAAUUAGCAGCUUAGUAGAAACCUUAAAUUUCUAAACUCUUUUCAAGAUAUCGUCAUCCAGUAACGGUUUUUGCAUCUUCACAGUCGGUUUCACAGCAAGGUUCUUUCCUAUCGUACCACUUGUAAAUAAUAUAUCAAAGAUGAAUUGUCCAAUGCUGAUUUUUACAUGCAAAUCAAAUACUUUCCGAAUAUUUUUGAUUAACGAAAAAAUGCAAGCUAUCACGUUUUCCUCUUUAUAUCAUGAUCCUGCAGUUAAUUUGUUAUUGGAUGCAUAUUUGUACAUAUCUGACAUAAUUCUGUAACAGUGUCUGUCUUGGUUCCUCUGAGACCUUAUAUGGACAUAAUAGGCUGUUGUGUACAUCAGUAUCUGUUGUGAUUGAGCUUACGACUUUGUUCGAGCUGUAGGCUUUCAGUUGUGUUUUGAUGUCAAAAGGCCACUCCAAACUGAAGCAGCAUGUCAGCAUAAACAAUUGUGUCAGUGUUCUUUCAUUUGCAUUGCAAAUCAAUGCAGCAUGUAGGUUUUCAAUCACUCAAAAGUGAUACUUGCUGCUUGAUUCCUUGAAGCUCAAGGUAAAAUUAUAAUAUCAUGGAGCCAGUAUCUUAGUUUUACUUUUUUUCACUUGUCUUCUCUGAUAAUAUACGCUUUCUUCUCACAUUUCUCUAUCCACCUAUUAUGGCAAAUCUUACAGUGUUCUUCUGUAAUAUACAACUGGCCUUCAUUAGACAUACACAGGGGAGGUAACCUAGUGGUUAAAACGUUUGCUCGCCACACAAUAGGCCCGUUCGAUUCCCAUAUGGGUACAAUGUUAAGAAACCCCAUUUCUGACUGUAUGCUCCCACCAUGAUAUAGCUGGAAUGUUGCUAAUAGCAGCGUUAAUCCCAACUCACACACUCACUGAAGUCUGUUAAAUAUUUUUCCUGAACUGCUGCACUGACGCGCUGCCUGAAUGUGGGUUUUGAAAAAAAAUGUGCUGCUUCUGUGUGUGCUGGCCUUUUGAUUCAAUGUAAAGGGUGUGUAAUGUGUGUAUAUUCUAGCAUAUACAGAUGAUAGAUCAUUUUAAUAUACAUGCAAGCACCACAUGAGGACUGUCUAUGCUGUCUAUAGUUAAUUUGGACCUAAGAAUUUAGGCAAACAGGUUCAUCUCUCUCAGUUGUAACAAUGCAUCUAGAUUACAUUACAUCGAAAGUGAAUAGCGUAAAGAAACAAAUUAUGUCUUGGUUCUCUGCAAUUGUGUCAUUAUAUUAUUUGUAAUAGCACUGUCUGUUUGCACGUUUUGACACAAGUAAUCCUUUAUUUUUUUAAUUGGUUGGUUGUAUAAUGUUAUUGAAAAUUGUAUAGAUAUUUGGACGUUUGAUCUAGUCUUGUCAGUAGACAGAACCUGGCGGAAUGAAGCAUUUCUUAUGUAUACACUGAACUGAUGAGAAGACAGGAUGUAUGUUAUUAUCGAUUUACUCGAUGUCAAAACAAAACACAAAAACCACAGAUUCCAGUUGCAGCAACUUUGACUGAUAUUGCUUAAUGGGAAUUGGUACAGAUGUGCUGUUUGAGCAGUAAAUCAACGGCUGGGGAGAUAGGAGUGAUAGGCUAUGACAAAGACUGUUGUAGGAUGGGUUUGUUGAAUUACAUCAGGGUUGCCAACAGGGAUAUUUCCACAGAUGUUCUUCAAUCACCCCUUAAUGUUGUAGUGAAAGCUGUUCACAUGAAUGCUAAAGUUUGGGUUUACCAACUGUGUUGGUAAACAGCUGUUAUAUUCUGAGUUGAAUGUAGUCAUGUUUUGUCCGUAUGACCGCAGAGUCGUGAUUUGAUGAGAACGUGGAGGCUGACAGUAUUUCUUCAUCUUGGAUCAGGAAGAAUAAUCAUCGAACAGGAGAGUGGUGGAUUUUCACAUAGAAUCUACCAUCUCGAGAACGGCCUGCCAAAAAUACACCUAAAUCUGUAUAAGCAUCAAGUUUGUGUUUUUUCAACUGUUUUAUAUACAUAUGCAGAGGUUGUCAGAAUGCAGUUUAAGUGCUUUUUGUUGUUUGUUCCUUUGCGUAUUUAACUUUACAUGUUGUUACGUUGCAUUGUGUUGGAGUGAGUAGUCUGGUGUGGAGAGUAGGAGGCGUGUGUCUGACUUCAGCCAUGUUUAGUUCCAGAAAAAACAGUCAUCAUAAAGCGUUCUCUCACACAUCGUAUUCGAAAACAUGUCAGUUUUAUGAAAUAAAGGUAUGGCGUAUCAACUUUACCAUUACAUAAUGAGAGUUGCUAGUCAUCUAUUCCUUUGCAUUAUAUCUGCUUUUGUUUUUUUCUUCUGACGGGCCGGUUUCCCCCCCGAAUGUUUCUGCACCAUAACCUUGCUUGUGAGUUUCACCAAAGUGGUAAAGAUGUAAGAUCUGCAUCACUUCGGGCCUUCCUCCCACAUGGCUGACACGUGAUAAAACUGGAAUACUGUUAAAAGUGGCAAUAAACACAACUCACUCAUUCUUCAGAUGGGUGGCAGUUUUCAUGUAGAGUUGUGUCCCUUAGCUGGCAAGAUUUUUAGAAGAAGCAACCACACAAAGUUUUCAUUUGGCUCAUGAUUGUGGGGUUCGAGUCCCGGUUCUCCCCAGUUACGUUUCUGGGAUUGUCAAGCAUACCUGUCAUGGGUUUUAGUAGUAAACGUCUGAGACAUGCAUGACUUUGGGCUUUCUUCCCACAUAAAGCUGACACGAUGCCAUCAUGUAACUGGAUUACUGUUCAAAGCAUUGUUGAACCCAACACUCACUAAUUGAGCCAAUUCAAAGUGUUGACUUAACAAAUAUUUCCAACAAUACUGGUGCAAAACCUUUUUGAAGAAACUUGAGAAUUACCCAAAUCACUUGCUAAUUGUUUUUAUUUGUAUGCUUAAGGUGGCUGAUUUAAAAUUGAGUGCUUUUCCUUUUGGUUUUAUGCACUGAGGCGUCGAAAUGUGGCAGGGAUAUCCAGUUGUGUGGACUCCUGGCGAUUAGGGCUAGAGACAGGAGGGAAUGUGCUGCAGGUCAAUAAAAGACAUGAACAUUUUGGUGGGUCUUUGGUCUGUUGGUGGACAAUGUCUGUCUGGUUAAGACACACCAUGUGUUGUUCUGUACAGAGAAUUGUUUCUUGUCACAGAAAGAGAUUCUCUAUCCUGGAUUACAAGUAUAUUAUAUGUGAUUUUUAAAAGUGAAAACCAUCUUCAUCAUCAGUUUGCUUACGUUGGAUAGUGCAGUACUUGUACACAAGAAAGGAUCCUCUACCAGAUAUGUACUUGAAAUCCCUACAUUGUUAAUCACACAAGGGGAUCCUAUUGUAGAACACUUUACUGGCAAGAGUGAGGAGCUGCGUUGAAUUUGUGAAUCAAUUAAAAUUUUCCUGAUCCCUUUUCUUCAUUGACUGACAUUAACCACUUGUGUUUUGUACAGUUGAUAUUUCUUUACCUUCAGAUUCCCAGCCAGUCUAAACCCCAUGUUGUAACAAGUACCCAAGGACUCAUUUUUUGCAGAUGUAUUCCAAGGGGCACUAUUUGAAAUGAGGAAAAGCUAGUAUAACUUGAAGGAUAAUUUUUCAAACAUAGCUUUAAUACAUUACUAUAAGUGCUUAUGUUUAAGUAGGAAUAUGUCUAUCAGACACUGUUUGGCUUUGUACAUACACACAAAUCCUGUCAAUAUUUAAUACAUGCAGUUGUUUAAGACUAGACUACUGGGAUGCCAGGGAAUCUGAAGUGAUUACGAUAUCUUGAGUGAAUGAAGAGUGGAGAAACUAUUUUGUAUUUGGUAAAGAGAACCUUGAGUGAGUUCUGUCAUGAACUCAUGUCAGCACAUGUGUAUCAUACAAUCGUCACUUUCUCUCGAUUAAAGAGAUAACACUGA